This is a messenger RNA of Erigeron canadensis, 2053 nucleotides long. RefSeq names its product uridine 5'-monophosphate synthase-like. The transcript has 6 exons. Gene Ontology annotation, molecular function: orotate phosphoribosyltransferase activity; orotidine-5'-phosphate decarboxylase activity. The record is from RefSeq and is a predicted model, not a curated record. Gene Ontology annotation, biological process: 'de novo' pyrimidine nucleobase biosynthetic process; 'de novo' UMP biosynthetic process. Lineage: Eukaryota; Viridiplantae; Streptophyta; Magnoliopsida; Asterales; Asteraceae. The coding region runs from base 338 to 1765 and encodes 475 amino acids.
CUCCCUCCCUCACGGCUCACACAGUACAAAGUACAAACCCACACACAGAAAGUAAAAAUGGUAAUGGUGUAACGAUUUAAACAGAAAAAAAAAAAAAGAAAAUAGCCGUUGCACACUCCAACGGUCACAAAGCACGCGGCCUUCAAUCGCGUGGAAAUUCCACUCAAAUCUCAUCACGCGUGGGUGGAAACACACACGCGGCUGGUGAUGCCAACACCCUAAGAAUAAGAAUAAGUUCCUUUACGUCUUUACCUUUCUAUCAAAGUUCAAAUAAUCAUCUCCGAUUCUCCGUUUGUAAAAAAGCAGCCAGAAACCUCACCUCCCCUAAACCCUAAAAAUGUCCACUUCAAUGGAGUCACUGAUCCUCCAGCUCCACGAAAUCUCAGCCGUGAAAUUCGGCAACUUCAAAUUAAAAUCAGGAAUCUCAUCACCAAUAUACAUCGACCUCCGUCUAAUCGUCUCAUACCCAAAACUCCUCCGUCUCAUUUCCGAUACAAUCAUCUCAUCUCUUCCAUCAACAACUACCUAUGACGUCAUCUGCGGUGUACCGUACACCGCUCUUCCAAUAGCGACAGUCAUUUCCACCACUUCAGACACCCCGAUGUUAAUGCGUCGCAAAGAAAUUAAAGAUUAUGGCACUUCGAAAGCCAUCGAAGGAGCAUUUCAAGCUAAUCAAACUUGCUUAAUUGUUGAGGAUUUAGUCACUAGCGGGACUUCUGUUCUUGAAACAGCCGCACCCUUACGUGCGGCUGGGCUCAAGGUUACUGACGUUGUUGUCUUGAUUGACAGAGAACAAGGUGGUCGGGCGAAUCUUGAAGCCAAUGGGAUCACCCUUCAUUCUAUGAUUAAAUUGACUGAUAUGGUCCGGGUUUUGAGACUUAAAGGGAGGGUAAGUGAGGAAACUGAAGCUAUGGUGUUGAAGUUUUUAGAUGAGAAUAAUAAAGUUGCGGCGGUUGGUGGUACGGUCGGGAAAAAUGUCGGUAGGGUUUCGUAUGGGAAACGGGCUGAGUUGGCUAAAAAUCCAACUGGGAAAAGGUUGUUUGAGAUUAUGGUGAACAAGGAAAGUAAUUUGUGCCUUUCUGCUGAUGUUAACACUGCUUCUGAGCUAUUAGCACUUGCUGAAAAGAUUGGACCGGAGAUUUGUAUGUUAAAGACUCAUGUGGACAUACUGCCUGAUUUCACCCCUGAUUUUGGAUCCAAGCUUCGUGCGAUUGCAGACAAACAUAAUUUUCUUAUCUUUGAAGAUCGUAAAUUUGCUGACAUUGGCAACACAGUUACAAUGCAAUAUGAAGGAGGCAUCUUUCAUAUAUUGGAGUGGGCAGAUAUAGUUAACUGUCACAUUAUCUCAGGUCCCGGAAUUGUUGAUGGGUUGAAAUUGAAGGGUUUACCUUGUGGAAGGGGAUUGUUGCUGCUUGCAGAAAUGAGUUCUGCUGGUAACUUUGCCAAGGGAGAUUACACAGCUGCAGCAGUGAAAAUUGCUGAAGAUCAUUCAGAUUUUGUGAUUGGAUUUAUCUCGGUUAACCCAGCUUCAUGGCCCGGGGCUCCAUCAAAUCCUGCCUUUAUUCAUGCAACCCCUGGAGUUCAGUUGGUUAAAGGUGGCGAUGAUUUAGGCCAGCAAUAUAAUACCCCAAUUUCUGUAAUUUCUGAAAGAGGCAGUGAUAUCAUCAUUGUGGGUCGUGGGAUCAUAAAGGCAGCUAAUCCUGUUGAUGCCGCUCGGGAGUACCGAUUACAAGGUUGGAAUGCAUAUUCAGUUUGUUGCAAGUGAGUGAUUUCAAAUGAAAUUGUGAUCUUUCUGUGAUGGUUAUGACCAUGUGUUUAAAAUAUCGUCAUAAAUUUAUGUGAGGUGCUCUAUAAUGCAUCACAUAAACCUAGGCCUUUGUCAUCAAAUAUUAAGUGGAUUUUGAUCUAUUUGCUAGUUUAACGUAAUCUGCAUUAAGAUAUCGAGGCUAAAACCACUUGUAACAAAAUUCUUCUGAGUCGUUUCUCAUGGCAAACAACACUGCAGCCUGCAGGUUGUUAAAAAUCCAAAAAUAAAGUACCUCUUCUGUAUCAA